AUGUCAGCACCACCUACCCUCCAGAGCCAAGACUAUACCUUUGGUUGGGUAUGCGCCCUCUUUACCGAACUCGCGGCCGCACAGGAUAUGUUGGACGAGAGGCACAAUGACACUCAUGUCAAUAGUCUGGAUACAAAUAUCUACACACUGGGCUCUAUCAGUGGGCAUAACGUGGUCAUCGCUUGUCUUCCAGACGGUCAGAUGGGAGUAGGUUCAGCGGCCGCGGUCGCUGCACAAAUGAAGUCAACUUUUCCUUCGAUCCAGUUCGGGCUCAUGGUCGGUGUGGGCGGUGGAGUUCCAAGUACAGAUAAUGAUAUACGGCUUGGAGAUGUCGUGGUAAGUCGCCCAGAUAAGGGACAUGGGGGAGUCGUUCAGUAUGACUUUGGAACAAACACCCCAGGUGGCUUUCAACGGACAGGAUUUUUAAAUUCCCCGCCACAAAUUCUGCUGAAGGCUAUUGCGAAUAUUCGUAGCGACCACCUAAGAGGCGAAAGUAAAGUCUUCGAAUAUGCAUCUAACUCUGGAGAGAGGCCAAAAUUUCCGGGUCGUGAUAUUCUUUUUGAGGCCGACUCUGGUCAUAUUGGAGGUUCUAUGUGUGAAAGAUGCGACAAAAAGAAGAUAGUGAAAAGAAUACCGCGGGACAAACAGGAAGUUGUGAUUCACUAUGGCACUAUUGCAUCAGGAAGUCAGGUAAUGAGGAAUGGCGUCGAGAGAGACCGACUAAGCUCAGAGCUUGGUGGUGUUCUAUGUUUUGAGAUGGAGGCAGCAGGCUUGAUGAACAUCCUUCCAUGCCUCGUCAUACGGGGCAUCUGCGAUUACGCCGACUCGCACAAAAACAAGGCAUGGCAGCUUUAUGCGGCAAGAAUGGCGGCAGCAUAUGCAAAACACUUGCUUUCUAGAAUUCCAGUUUUCGAGGUUAAAAUAUCUCUCAACGCGAACGAUAAAACGGUUCAUUCUCAUUUGCUCCUCGGCCCAGCUGUCUGCCCUUCCGAAAGCAUGAUAACCCCUCCAUACUUUGGAUGGUCAGGAACGUAUGUAGCCACAGCCGUAGAGGCUGUGUCCAAAGUCAUACAGACCUUGGAAGAGGACGACCAUGACCAGCCUUUUACGGAAGCGAAAGAUUUUCUUUGUGAACUUAAGACUACACUGACAGAUAUUCAAAGAUAUGKGGUUGAAUUUCCCAGAGGACAAUUUACUAACGACAUAACCCGUCUUCUCCAAAUUAUGCAAUCUCCACUUGACCACUUUCAUUGCUUUGUGGAGGCAUACUAUCGCACACUCACUGGUCGAUCGCAGAUAUCACAAUCCAAAGACGGUCCUGAGAGCAAAAAGCUAUCAGAGCUAUCUGGAAAAACAAUGGAGUUGAAGGAUGCCAUCUGUCACCAUCUAACACUAGUCCACACACUUCUGCUUUUACACAGCCUUGAGGAUGUUGUCAAGGUAAUCAAACAAGAAAUACCGGUUAUGAAGCCGGACGCCGUCGAUGUAGCGGCAAAGCUCAUACGUGCUUUGAACAGCAUUCAUAAUACCACGAUCGAUGCGAACGUAAAAGGCCUCAAAAUUUGGUACUUCUUUGUGAAUAUUACAUAUGAUCACCGGUUGAAAAGCGCAGCAACCUUGAAAGCCGUGUCCAUCAUGGGCGAAAUCUACGAGGAACUUCCCUCUUUAGAGGCAUUGAACAGCUUAGACGAGAUCGAACGACUAGCUAGCAGUUCAAUCAGCAAAGAAGCAUGGGCGUUCAAUUAUGCCGCCGCCGGGGACCUCGUAUCCAAACGUUUGAACGCAGAAGCCUACAAUUCCAUUCUACUACGUCCUCGCAUCUUUAUCGACGUCGGCAAAUGUGACUUGAGCACAGAUAUAAUGGGACAGCCAUCAGGACUACCAAUUUUCAUUUCUCCAAUGGCCAUGGCUCAACGAUUUCACCUUGCUGGGGAGGUAGGUAUUACUCAAGCAUGUCGCAACUUUGGCAUCAUGCACAUAAUCUCCAACAAUGCUUCUAUGACUCCCGAAGAGAUUGUUGCUGCUGGUCCAGAUCAAAUCCAUGGAUUUCAACUUUAUAUUCAACAGAAUCGAAAAGAGAGCGAGGCAGUGCUCGCGCGAAUCAAUAAGUUGGAGGCAAUUAAGUGCCUCGUUUUGACGCUUGAUGAGCCUGUUUUCGGAAAACAUGAGUUGGGAGGGAAGGAAGGUGGAAGGACAGAAGUUGAGGAGAGGUUUGGGCAGAUGACAGAGCUCAAACCUGCUGUGGCAUCAGUUUCCGGUCCCGCGUCUGAUUUGACUUGGAAGGAUACACUAGAAUGGGUCACACAACACACCACACUACCUAUUGUUCUCAAAGGGAUACAAACACACGAAGAUGCCUAUAUCGCCUCUCUAUUCCCUCAGGUGAAGAGUGUAAUAUUGUCGAACCAUGCCGGACGUGUGCUAGAUACUGCUCCUCCUGCGGUUCAUACGUUGUUGGAAAUUCGGAAAUACUGCCCUGAAGUAUUUGACAAGGUGGAAGUUCUAGUUGAUGGAGGUAUCCGAAGGGGUACAGAUGUUGUAAAAGCGCUAUGUCUGGGUGCGAAGGGUGUGGGUAUUGGUCGCUCAGUAUUUUGGGGACUUGGUGCCGGAGGGAUUCGUGGAGUUGAGAGGACAAUUGAAAUUCUGGCGGACGAAGUAAAAACCUGUAUGCAGUUGUUGGGUGUCGGAAAGGUGGCGGACCUGGGUCUUCAUCACGUCAAUGCUUCAAUAAUCGAGCAACAAAUUUACAGAGGUCCAUCGCGACUUGACGUUGUCAAGGGCGAAUUAUAG
Messenger RNA from Talaromyces amestolkiae, 2790 nucleotides. RefSeq lists its product as uncharacterized. Gene Ontology annotation, biological process: nucleoside metabolic process. The transcript has 7 exons. NCBI's taxonomy places the organism in Eukaryota, Fungi, Ascomycota, Eurotiomycetes, Eurotiales, Trichocomaceae. Gene Ontology annotation, molecular function: oxidoreductase activity. Bases 1 to 2790 code for a protein of 929 amino acids. The record is from RefSeq and is a predicted model, not a curated record.